UAAAUGGAAUGAAGAAAGGUGUUUUGGUAUGAAGGGGGGAAAAAAAAGGCUGAGAAAGGAAGCUCAGUCAGUGAUGAGUUGGAUACAAACCCAGAGGCAACAGGUUGUUUCGUAUGGAAAAGAUUUAGGAAAUCGAAUAACUUGGGAUUGGCUUUCAUGUCUGUAUUGAUUUGCAUGUUAUUGUUCUUUUGCUGCUCAAAGAGUUUGAAUUCAUUGCUUUCUGAUUCAUCUGCUGAUAUGCUUUCACUCAGGAGGAAUUUAAAGUCUGUAUCUUUACAGUGAUUUCUUUAAAAUGACAGAGGUGGUUCCCUGUGUCCCUCAGUUGCCUAAAAGGCAAUCCCUUAAGUGUGAGCUGCUGUCAGCAGAAUGGUCCCCACACACCAGUGAGUGGGGCUCUGGCUGUGGGCAGGGAAACGGGUCUGUUUGUUUAGCAAUGCCUUAAAGUAAAAAUUGGAUUUAAAAAUUCAGUCUAGUUUUAAAUACUUAAUAUAGAAAGGGAGCUUUGCUGACAUUAAAAGCAACGCCUUUAUAUUGCUGUUUGAUCUUUGUAAAGUAGCCUCUGCAUGGUCAAGCUGACUUUCUUCCACAAGUAAAGAAUAAAACUUUUUGAUUUGCCGUUUUCUUAAGUUCUGAAUUCUCAUCCGUUCCUCUUUGUCUGGCAGUUCAUGGGGCUGGUUAGGCAGAAUGUGCCACUCCUGACUCAGGGGAUACAGAAUAUAGACAAGGUGAUUUACUGGCUUUUGACCAGAAUUCCAGUCCAGAACCAUGGCAAGAAACUCAGCUGAUUAACCAUCUCGAUGCUUGGAAAACUGCUUCUUUGGGUGGAAUGAGAUGUCAUGAAGAAGUAACAUACUGCUGUCUGCUCUCUUAACUUAAUGGGAAAAGGAGUUAAGUGGAAACUUUUAAAGGGAAAUAGAUUUUUUUCCAGACUGAAGCUGAGAACUUGGCAAAAUAACCCACAAAAUGUCUCCUGACUCAAAAAAACUUUUCAACGUACUUAUUUUGGGAAUCUCAUUCAUGUUUAUAUUCACUGCUUUCCAAACAUGUGGAAAUAUUGCGCAAACAGUUAUUACAAAUUUAAACAGCACAGAUUUUCAUGGCAGUGGCUACACAAGUAUGUCCAUUAUUUAUGGAGUUUUCUCAGCAUCAAACCUUAUCUCACCUUCAGUGGUUGCACUAGUAGGACCUCAACUCUCCAUGUUUAUUAGUGGCAUAUUUUAUAGCUUAUACAUUGCAGUUUUUAUCCAACCUUCUACGUGGAGUUUCUAUACUGCUUCUGUUUUUAUUGGCAUUGCAGCUGCAGUACUAUGGACGGCACAGGGAAAUUGCUUGACUAUAAAUUCUGAUGAAAACACCAUUGGAAGGAACAGUGGAGUAUUUUGGGCACUCUUGCAGUCCAGCUUGUUUUUUGGAAACCUGUAUAUAUACUUUGCUUGGCAAGGAAAAACUUACAUAUCAGAGAGCGAUCGCAGAACUGUCUUCAUUGCCCUGACUGUUAUCAGUCUUGUGGGCACAGUUCUGUUCUUUCUGAUUAGGAAACAAGAGGACACAAAAGCUCCAGGGGAGGAAGAUUCUACUAAUGAAAUCCUUGGGGACAGCUCGUCUGCACAAAACAAACUGAUGAGAGCAGUGGAUGCCUUCAAGAGAUCUAUAAAGCUAAGCUUCACGAAAGAGAUUCUGCUCCUCAGUGUUACAACAGCCUACACAGGUUUGGAAUUAACAUUCUUUUCUGGAGUGUAUGGAACAUGCAUUGGUGCUGUGAAUAGAUUUGGCAGCGAAGAGAAAAGCCUUAUUGGUCUCUCUGGGAUUUUUAUUGGUGUUGGAGAAAUUUUAGGUGGAGGAAUCUUUGGUUUACUGAGCAAGAAGAGUCGCUUUGGCAGGAACCCCAUUGUGAUGCUAGGCAUCAUUGUCCACUUCAUUGCCUUUUAUUUAAUUUUUGUCAACAUGCCAAGCAAUGCCCCUGUUGCUCCUAUGGAAGGAACAGAUGAUGUUGCUUACAUGAUUCCGAGCAAAGAGGUGGCCAUAUUCUGCAGCUUUCUGUUGGGCCUGGGAGACAGCUGCUUCAAUACCCAACUCCUCAGCAUUUUAGGAUUCCUGUAUUCUGAAGACAGUGCUCCUGCCUUUGCCAUCUUUAAGUUUGUUCAGUCCAUUUGUGCUGCAGUUGCAUAUUUCUACAGCAACUACUUCCUUCUGCAGUGGCAGCUCCUGAUCAUGGUGGUUGUUGGUUUCUUUGGGACAAUUACCUUCUUUGCAGUGGAGUGGAAGGCAGCAGCAUUACUUGCCCGUGGCUCUGACUACAGCAGCAUUUGAUCUCAGUAUCCCACACCUAUAAGGAAGAGCACAAGCACAUUUAUUGACAAGUGAUGCAAGAAGGUGGAAGGAUCAGGUUGAAGAGAUUACGAUGGAGGAAGCUACUAUAAAUCACCAUCCCUCAAACUGAACAUGAAAUACAGGAGGAGAAAAUGCUGAGUCUGAAA
Molecule: messenger RNA, 2477 nt
Organism: Phasianus colchicus (ring-necked pheasant)
Lineage: Eukaryota; Metazoa; Chordata; Aves; Galliformes; Phasianidae
Source: RefSeq, a predicted model, not a curated record